AUGGAUGAUCCAUCGUUAUUACCUUUUUUAAAUAAUAAUGGUAAUGGACAUCAUUAUUCAAUUAAUGUGGAUGAUGAAAUUGAACAUGAAGAAGAUGAAUUAGAUGAGAAUGAUGAGGAUGAAGAAGAAGAAGAAGAAGAAGAGGAUAAUGACGUUGAUGAUGAUGAUGUUUUACAAAAUUAUGAUCAAAUUCAACAAUAUCCUGAAGAUGAAAUUGAUGAAGAUGAAAUUGAAGAAGAUGAUAUUGAUGAUGAAGAAAAUCAAGAUGAACAAGAAAUUCUUAUACCACAACCACCACCACCACAACAGCAACAACAAAUAAUACAAUCUGAACGUGGUGGACGUCGAAAAGGUGUACCACGUCGUUUACAAUUAUCUCCACAAAUAGUUCAAACUUCAACUUCACAACAACGUUUAUUACCAUUAUCAUUAUCAAAAUCUUCAUCAAAUGUUCAUCAUCAUCAUCAUGAACAACCAAUAUUAACAUCUGAUCAAGAAGAUAUCAAUGAAAAUAAUAACGAUAAUAAUGAAAAUCAUACUGAUGAAUGUUAUCAACAUAAACAAGAAAAUUGUUUACAAUUAGAUUUAUUAUCUAGACAUUUAAUAGAUAAUAAUCAAGAUGAUUAUGAUGAAAAUAAUAAUUAUAAUGAUGAUGAAAAUAUUUUAGAAAUAGUUGAUGAUCUUUUAGCUGAUAUUGUUACAAAAAUUGUACAAAAUAUAAGACAACAACGACAAAGAAAUUUUAAACAACAACAACAACAAAUAAAUAAUAGUAAAACUAAUGGAUAUUUAAAUCAUAAACAAUCAACAAAUAGUUUUAAAAAAUCUAUACAAAAACAAGAACGAAAAAUUACUAAUGGAAAACAUAAUACUAAUGAUUUUAUUCAAACGAACAGCAUGAAAUCAUCGAAGUCUCAAUCUCAACAAUCUUUAUCAUCAUCGUCAAAAUUAUCCGAUUCAUCUACACUAUUUAAUGAAUUUACUAAAAUGAUGCAUUUCAAUUCUCAACAACAAUUAGUCAAACAUAAACAUUCAUCAUCAUCCUCAUUUUCUUCUCCACCAUCAGCUAAACGACAAAAAAUAUCUGAAACAUCAUCAUCAUCAUCAUCUCAAUCAACAACAUCAUUAUCUUUACAACAACAUCAACAACUUUUAUGGCAAAUGACACAACAAUUAAUGAUGUCAGCACAAUCAAAUGAUACUGAUAGUUCAUCUUUACUUAAACAACAAUUACUUGGUUUAACACCACCUGGUACAAUACCAAAACGAGUCGGUCGUCCACCAAAACAACAACAAACACAACCACAAAUAAUGCGUUCAAGUACAAAUAUGAUACCACCAACAUCUACAAAUACUUCAUCAUUUGAACGUGGUAAUUUUGCACCAAGACGUCGAGGUAGACCACCAAAAUAUGUUACUGAACGUGGAAUUCUACCUGGUCUUUCUUCACAUGAUCUUGAUCCAUCAUCAUAUGAUCAAUUAUUUGCUGCAAUUGAAAAUAGUGUUACAGGAAAUUCAACACGAACAUCAUCUGCAACAUUUCAAUCAGCAUUAGCAUCUAUGCUUGGACAUCAAACUAGUUUAUCAAUACCACCACCUCCUCCUCCUUCAGCUGUUAGAAAUGGUGCACCAGCAUCGAUGGUUAAACAGUCAGCUGGACAAACACGUCAUAGUUUACCAGCAUCAUCAAAUACUUCGAAAUUAUCACAUGUUAUAGGAGGAACAGGUAGUGGACUUGAUGUGCCAUUAAUGGCAACAAAAAAACGUGGUCCUGGUCGACCACCUAAAAGUCAAUUGUUACUUGAUUCUCAUCAAGUUUCACAAGCAACUAAACGAAUGAAUUCAUCUUCAUUAUUAUCAAAUAAUAAUACUAAUAAUAAUAAUAAUAAUAAUAAUAAUAGUUUUCCACCAACAAUGGUUCCAUCAUCACCAACAUCAUUUAAUUUAAAUGCUGCUUUUGUUGAUAUGUUACAGCAGCAACAUCCACGUUGA
Messenger RNA from Rotaria sordida, 1992 nucleotides. NCBI's taxonomy places the organism in Eukaryota, Metazoa, Rotifera, Eurotatoria, Philodinida, Philodinidae. The record is from the annotation of a GenBank genome assembly.